Molecule: messenger RNA, 2109 nt
Organism: Prunus mume (Japanese apricot)
Lineage: Eukaryota; Viridiplantae; Streptophyta; Magnoliopsida; Rosales; Rosaceae
Gene: DDB2
Product: damaged DNA binding 2
Biological process (GO): response to UV; DNA repair
Cellular component (GO): nucleus; Cul4-RING E3 ubiquitin ligase complex
Molecular function (GO): protein binding; damaged DNA binding
Source: RefSeq, a predicted model, not a curated record
UCUCUCUCUCUCUCUCUCAACACUCUCUGUUCCAGUGCUUGUUCCUCUGGUCCCCUGUUUUCCACCCCAGUAUCCUUAACUUCCGAAAAUGCCCCCACAAACUAGAAGAAUGGCGUUCCCAAAGGUGGUCAUUGAGAGAGAAACGGACUCUGAGCAAAGCUCAUCCGAAGAAGACGAAGCAGACGUAGAACAAGAGGAAGAGGAGGUGUUGGAGAGCGAAAAUGAAGGGAAAGUCGAAGAGGCUUUGGAUGAAAAGAAGAAAGGGAAAGCACCCAUUACGAUUAGUCUGAAGAAAGUUUGCAAAGUGUGCAAAAAGCCUGGACAUGAAGCUGGUUUCAAAGGGGCUACUUACAUUGAUUGCCCAAUGAAACCUUGCUUUCUUUGUAAAAUGCCUGGCCACACUACAGUGGCAUGCCCACACCGAGUGGCUACUGAGUAUGGGGUCGUCCCAGCACCCCAUAAAAGUACCCGGAACGCGUUGGAGUAUAUGUUUGAACGCCAGAUUAGACCUCGUGUUCCUCCAAUCAAGCCAGCAUAUGUAAUCCCAGAUCAAGUAAGUUGUGCGGUUAUCAGAUAUCACAGUAGACGGGUAACUAGCUUGGAGUUCCAUCCAACAAAAAAUAACAUUCUUUUAUCUGGGGAUAAGAAAGGACAACUUGGAGUCUGGGAUUUUGUCAAAGUACACGAAAAGAUUGUUUAUGGAAAUGUACACUCAUGUAUACUCAACAACAUGAAGUUUAAACCUGCAAGUGAUGACACAGUCUAUGCUGCAUCCUCAGAUGGAACUAUUAGUUGCACUGAUUUGGAGACUGGAAUUUCAGUAUCUCUGAUGAACCUUAACCCUGAUGGAUGGCAGGGGCGAAACAGCUGGAGGAUGCUUUAUGGCAUGGAUAUCAAUGCAGAAAAAGGUGCUGUGCUUGUUGCUGAUAACUUCGGUUUUCUGUACUUGGUUGAUACUCGCUCUAAUGACCCAACUGGGAAGCCAAUUUUGAUCCAUAAGAAAGGUAGCAAAGUUGUUGGACUCCACUGCAAUCCUGUUCAACCAGACCUUCUCCUGAGUUGCGGAAAUGAUCACUUUGCUCGAAUAUGGGACAUUCGUCGAAUCGAAGCUGGUUCUUCCAUUUAUGACCUUGCACACAGCCGUGUUGUUAACUCUGCAUAUUUUUCUCCAGUAUCUGGCAGCAAAAUUCUUAGCACUUCACAGGACAACCGUCUUCGUAUAUGGGACUCCAUAUUUGGCAAUAUGGAUUCACCAAGCCGAGAGAUUGUACACAGUCAUGACUUUAAUCGCCAUCUGACUGCUUUCAAAGCUGAAUGGGAUCCAAGGGACUCGUCAGAGUCCCUUGCAGUGGUUGGUCGUUAUAUAAGUGAGAACUAUGACGGAGCUGCCUUGCAUCCCAUUGAUUUUAUAGAUGUCAGCACAGGACAACUAGUUGCUGAGGUCAUGGAUCCAAACAUCACUACAAUCAGUCCAGUGAAUAAGCUACAUCCGCGUGAUGAUGUUUUGGCAUCUGGUAGUUCAAGGUCACUUUUCAUUUGGAAGCCGAAGGAGAAGUGCGAGCUGGUGGAACAGAAGGAUGAAGGGAAGAUUGUUAUUUGUGCUGGAGCUGAGAAGAAGCGGAACCGGAAGCUUGGGGACGGAAGUGAUGAUUCUGAUGAUGACAAGUUCUGCCCCAAGGGCAAGAAUUUAAAGUCCAAAAAAUCUGCUUUGAAAUCAAGUCAAUAUACUAUUAAGGUUAAACGCUGAUCUCACAAUAACGUAGUAUGAUAUCUAAUGGUGCAGAAAUUUUGUUUUUGAGGUGGUGUUGAGGUUUUUCAUCCGCCAAGCCUGUACAGAUAUACCAACGUGUUCACCCCCCUAGUGUUUCGUCGACAUAGCAUUACUAGUGUUUUAACAUCUCACUGCUUUUGUAAACACCUUAGAAGGUGAAUGCCUGAGAGAAUUUCUUUUGUCCAUGAAGGUCUUAUGUGACCCUCUCUCACGGUCAGGUGGAUCAUGUUUGCGGGUCCCACCUUACUGUGAGAGGGGGCCGUAGGACAUGUCCCAUGCAAGAUGUUUUCUUUCGGGAGGACCUACAAUAUAUAUUGUUGUAUUGUGUUGCUGCGCUA